CUGUCCCUCACCCAACCAGCUGUUCAAUUUUUGCGAUGCAUGUCUGAGGUUGGGGUUUGGCCGCGGAGCGCCUGCACCGCCCCCUGACUCCAAGCGCCAUCCGAAGCGCAUAAAGAGGGAUGAACUUCCCUCUGGGGCGCUCACCUCGAAGGUCAAGCGGGAUAUAGAUGCUGCACAGAGAGCUGAGGUCCUUGCGCAGCCCUCGCAGGAAGCGUUUGCGGAACUUGGUACAAGCAAUGAUGAUUUGGACGUUGAGUUGAUGUAUCCUGAGGAUGAGGAACUUGCAGCCUGUUCUGCCGACCCGAUAGCUAAACCUGUUGAUGAUGCUAUCCCACCUCCAGAUGCUGUCUUGGAACGUGGGUCUUCGCAGCUUUCGCCAGCCCUCAGCACUACCGCCCAUGCUCCAAGCCCUGAGCUAGUCCAACGCACAUGUGAAACGCCUGGGUGCGGAGGAACUGUAUCCUCGUCAGCUACAUGGCAAAGGUGCUAUAAAUGCAGCUUGCAGCGCUGGAAAGAGCGCCAGAAGGCUGCCAUUGCUGCAAGUGCCACUGUGGAGCCUACUUCGCCGGUAGGCGGUACACAUGAGGUUGCCUCGAAUUCCGCUGAGGCCAUGGGUGGUGUUGGGCCUCUGUCACACGAUACACUAGAGGCAACCGUAGUGGAUCGAGUUGCAACGAGCAUAGAGCCAGGAGUAUCAGCUUCACACUCACAGGGAGCAGUCCUUGAUGCUGUUGACAAACUACCUUUACCGGAGCUUCCCGAUGGACAAGUCGUCAUCAACUCCGCGGCAGCCGCGAGUACUUCCAAUACACUCGAUACUGAGUGUGGCGGAGACCCUCGCGCGGAACCUGAAAUCACUAAGGUUCACAUCUCCGGAUGGGACAGCGACUUGACGGACCUCUCCUCGGAAGACGAAGAGGUCGAUUCGGACUCCGAUGUCGAAGACUCUUCCAAGAUCAAGAUUCGCAUCCCUUUGCUCGCGUCUCGACUUCCUAGCGGCGCCAGUGCGCGCGUGUGCGCCAUCAAGCGCUGUAACAUCGUAUUGCCUCCGGAUUGCCGUUGGAAGAUCUGUGAUUCCUGCCGGAGAUACCAACGGGUGUACCAGAGGAUUCGUAUGGAGAAAGCACGCCGUCGUAUGAAGGAAUUCUCUCGGAUAAGUACUCGUGGGUCUGCUCUAGUUCAUAAUGAUCCUGCACCGUUUCUGGAGGUACAAACCGACGAGGUGGCCUCAGUGGAAGACUCGCGCAUCUGCGCUGUUUCUCGCUGUCACACAAUGCUACCGCCUGCGACCAAAUACCAGUGGAAAUGCUGUGGAGCUUGCCGCAUGCGUGCUCGUGACGACGCAAGAGAAAGGCGGUCGUCUGUUGGAGGAAUCCUGGACUUGGAAGACCCGGUGGAGCAGACCUCACCAUCGGACAUCUCGCCCUUUCCUGCUUUUCAAAAUCGCAGCGUGCUGCUGUCGGAGUUUAGCGCGAUGCUGAAGCGGUUCUUGGAAGCGCAGAUCUUGUACUUGCGCAUGAAGAUUCAGACAGCAGGCGAGAAAGCGCCGCUGAGGCUUGAUCCUGUGCUGUUUGCGUUUGAUGGUGAAUAUUCGACGGUGACCGGCCAGCGGAGACACCAGGACAACGUCCAAGGCAAGUCUGGUCCUGAGCACGGUCAGGAGGAGGAGAUGCAAAAGGAAGCUGUCUUAGCUGUCAAGGAGCUUGAUAGUGCACUCGUCACUCAAUUUAAGCCAACGGAAGGUUUUAAAAUCAAGUCUGGAGGAGUCAUCAUGCGAUAUAAAUGUGCCCUAGAGUUGAUUGUCCCCCUCCGUGCUUUACCCAAGAUAACGGAAUCGAAGGACACCGACCCUUCUAGGCCAUCACAAAGUGAUACCUCGUCCCCACAUGUCCCAUACAUAAAACCAGCGUUUGGGGAGCUAGAGGUCGCGGUUGUUCCCGACAAUUCGCAUCGUAUUUUACAGGGUCGACGGACUAUUAUCCGAUUCCGCAUGCUUGGCUAGCUAGGGUGGCCUUCGCUCGGAGCCCAUUUACGAUACUUGCCUUACAACUAAUUUGUAUGAGAUGUUAUUAUCUGAUCAACAAUUCGACGUACCUAUAUCAUCAUUGUCGAGGUGUAGUUGCUACUUAAUUGGUGAAAAUAUUAUGAAGUUCUGUAAUUAAAAAA
This is a messenger RNA of Suillus clintonianus, 2166 nucleotides long. RefSeq lists its product as uncharacterized. The coding region runs from base 260 to 2002 and encodes 580 amino acids. The transcript has 8 exons. The record is from RefSeq and is a predicted model, not a curated record. NCBI's taxonomy places the organism in Eukaryota, Fungi, Basidiomycota, Agaricomycetes, Boletales, Suillaceae.